UCUGGGUCGUAAUUACUGAGCGCAAUGCUGAGCCAUGGAGCCGAGUUGGCCGUAUGGAUUACCCUGAGCCUGAUGCAGACUGGACUAGGGGAGCCAGUGAGAUGCAACAUCACCCAGUUGGAGUCCAGAGUCUCCAGCCAGUCCGUGUCUCUUCAGUGGAGAACGUUGGGGUCACCCUGUAACUUUAGUCUCAUCUAUAACAGUGACACUUCGGGUACUGAGUGGUGCUACCCUGUGCAGAUAGACAACACCACCUAUGAAUGUAACCCCAAGGAUUUACAAGCGGGAACCCUCUAUAACCUCAGGAUUGUGUCUCUGGAUGGAGAAGAGAGAACUGUGGUCUUACAAACAGAUCCUUUACCUCCUGCUAGGUUUGAAGUCAAUAAAGAGAAGACCACUUCAACCAGCUUGCAUGUUUGGUGGACUCCUUCUUUGGGGAAAGUUACCUGGUAUGAGGUGCAGUUAUUUGAUGAUAAUAACCAAAAGAUACAGGGGGUCCAAGUUCAAGAAAGUACUUCAUGGAGCAAAUAUACAUUUUUUAACCUCACUGCUGGUAGUAAAUAUAAUAUUGCCAUCACAGCUGUUUCUGGAGAUAAACGUUCCUCUACAGUUUACACCAAUGGAUCAACAGUGCCAUCUCCGGUGAAAGAUAUUGGUGUUUCCACAAAAACCAGUUCUCUCCUGAUUUCCUGGUCCCAUGGCUCUGGGAAUGUGGACCGAUACCAGCUGAUGUUGAUGGAUAAAGGGAUUCUAGUUCACAGCAGUGUUGUGGACAAGCAUGCAACUUCCUUCACUUUCCACGCGCUGACGCCUGGCCACCUUUACAACCUCACCAUUGUGACUGAGGCUGCAGGGUUGCAAAACUACCGAUCAAGACUAGUCCGGACAGUCCCCAUGGAAGUCUCAAAUUUGAAGGUGACAAAUGAUGGCAGCUUGACCUCUCUUAAAGUGAAGUGGCAAAGACCUGUUGGAGAUGUGGAUUCCUACAACGUUACCCUGUCUCACCAAGGGACCAUCAAGGAAUCCAGAAUAUUAACACCUCAGGUUACUGAAACUCAUUUUAAAGACUUAACUCCCGGACGACUUUAUCAAGUUACCAUCAGCUGUAUCGCUGGUGAAUUGGCUGCUCAGAAGAUGGCAGUUGGCAGAACAGUUCCAGAGAAAGUUAGGAACCUGGAGGCAAAUAGCAAUGGUCAGACGAGAUCCCUUGUAGUGAGCUGGUCGCCCCCUGCUGGAGACUGGGAGCAGUAUCGUAUUGUGCUCUUCAAUGAUUCUUUGGUGCUGCUCAACAUCACUGUGGGAAAGAAGGAAACACACUAUGUUGUGGAUGACAUAGGGCUCAUACCAGGAAGACAGUAUGAUGUUGAAGUCACUGUUGAGAGUGGAGACUUGAAGAAUUCUGAGCGUUUCCAAGGCAGGACAGUCCCCCUGGCUGUCCUCCAGCUUCGCGUCAAACAUGCCAAUGAAACCUCACUGGGCAUCAUGUGGCAGACCCCUGUAGCAGAAUGGGAGAAAUACAUCAUUUCACUAACUGACAGAGACCUCUUGCUCAUCCACAAAUUGCUUUCCAAAGACGCCAAAGAAUUCACUUUUACUGACCUGGUGCCUGGACGGAAAUACACGGCUACAGUCACCAGUAUUAGUGGAGACCUAAAAAAUUCAUCUUCAGUCAAAGGAAGAACAGUGCCUGCUCAAGUGACUGGCUUGCAUGUGGCCAACCAAGGGAUGACCAGCAGUCUGUUUACUAACUGGACCCGGGCUCUGGGAGACAUAGAAUUCUACCAAGUCUUACUGAUCCAUGAAAACGUGGUCAUCAAAAAUGAAAGUGUCUCCAGUGAUACCAGCAGAUACAGCUUUCACUCCCUUAAAUCAGGCAGCCUGUACUCUGUGGUGGUAACAACAGUGAGUGGAGGGAUCGCUUCCCGACAAGUUGUGGCUGAGGGAAGGACAGUUCCUUCCAGUGUGAGUGGAGUGACGGUGAACAAUUCUGGCCGUAGUGACUACCUCAGUAUUUCCUGGCUGCCGGCACCUGGAGACGUGGAUAACUAUGUGGUGAUACUGGCUCAUGACAAAGUGGUCCAGUCCCUCCUUGUUGCAAAAUCUGUCAGUGAAUGUGCCUUCAGCUCCCUCACUCCAGGCCGCCUCUACAACGUGACUAUAACUACCAGAAGUGGCAAGUAUGAAAGCCAUUCCUUCAGCCAAGAGCGAACAGUGCCUGACAAGGUCCAGGGAGUCAGUAUUAGCAACUCAGCCAGGAGUGACUAUUUAAAGGUAUCCUGGGUACAUGCCACUGGAGACUUUGAUCACUAUGAAGUCACCAUUAAAAACAAAAACAACUUCAUCCAAACCCAAAGCAUUUCCAAGUUUGAAAAUGAGUGUGUAUUUGUUAAGCUAGUCCCCGGAAGGUUGUACAGUGUCACCGUUACAACAAAAAGUGGACAAUAUGAGGCCAGUGAACAAGGCAAUGGGAGAACAAUCCCAGAGUCUGUUAAAAACUUAACACUGCAAAGUAGAAGCACUGAGGACUUGCAGGUGACUUGGAUACGAGCUGAUGGGGAUGUCGACCAGUAUGAGAUCCAACUGCUCUUCAAUGACAUGAAAGUAUUUCCUCCUUUUCACCUUGUAAAUACUGCAACUGAGUAUCGAUUCACCUCCCUAACACCAGGGCGUCAGUAUAAAAUUCUUGUCUUGACGAUCAGUGGAGAUGUGCAACAGGCAGCCUUCAUUGAGGGCUUAACGGUUCCCAGUGCUGUCAAAAAUAUUCACAUCACUUCCAUGGGGGCCACAGACAGCCUGACAGUGAAGUGGACGCCUGGUGGAGGAGAUGUGGAUUCCUACAUUGUGUCAGCCUUCCGGCAGAAUCAGAAGGUUGAGUCUCAGACCAUACCCAAGCAUGUCUAUGAGCACACAUUCCACAGACUGGAGGCUGGGGAGCAGUACCAGGUUGUGAUUGCUUCCAUCAGUGGAUACCUGAGCAACCAGGUAGAGGCAUUUGGGAGAACAGUUCCAGCACCUGUCCAUGGAAUAAUUGCAGACAAUGUCUACAGCAGCCAUUCCUUAAUAGUAAGUUGGCAAAAAUCUGUUGGUGUGGCAGAAAGAUAUGAUAUCCUGCUUCUGAAUGAAAAUGGGAUUCUUCUGAGAAACACAUCAGAGCCAGCCACUGCUAAGCAACAUAAAUUUGAAGACCUAACACCAGGAAAGAAAUACAAGAUACAAAUCUUAACUGUCAGUGGAAACCUUUUUAGCAAGGAAGCCCAAACUGAAGGCCGAACAGUCCCAGCAGCUGUUACCAAUCUAAAGAUCACAGAGAAUUCCACAAGACACCUGUCCUUCAGUUGGACCACCUCAGAGGGAGAGCUGAACUGGUACAACAUCUUUCUGUACAACCCAGACCGAACUCUUCAGGAGAGAGCUCAAGUUGACCGACAAGUUCAGAGUUUCUCUUUCCAGAACUUGCUACAAGGCCGAAUGUACAAAAUGGUGAUUGUAACUCACAGUGGAGAGCUGUCUAAUGAGUCUUUCAUAUCUGGGAGAACAGUCCCAGCCACUGUGAGCAACCUCAAGGGGUCCAAUCGGAACAUGACAGACAGCCUCUGGUUCAGCUGGAGUCCAGCCUCUGGGGACUUUGACUUCUAUGAGCUGAUUCUCUACAAUCCCAAUGGUACAAUGAAGGAAAGCUGGAAGGAUAAGCACCUAACCGAGUGGCGUUUUCACCGCCUCAUUCCUGGAAGGAAGUAUACCCUGCGUGUGGUAACUCACAGUGGAGAGCUUACCAAUAAGAUCACAGGAGAAGGCAGAACGGCCCCAAGUCCUCCUAGCCUUAUGUCAUUUGCUGAUGUUGCAAACACAUCCCUGGCUAUCACCUGGAAGGUGCCCCCAGACUGGACAGACUACGAUGACUUCGAGCUACAGUGGUUCCCCAGAGAUGCACUCACUGUCUUCAACCCCUACAGCAAUAAAAAAUCAGAAGGACGCAUUGUAAAUAGUCUUCGUCCAGGAAGAUCCUAUCAAUUCAGUGUCAAGACUGUCAGCGGUGAUUCCUGGAAAACCUACAGCAAGCCAAUUUUUGGAUCUGUGAGGACAAAACCAGACAAAAUACAAAACCUGCAUUGUCGGCCGCAGAACUCCACAGCCAUUGCUUGUUCCUGGACCCCUCCAGAUUCUGACUUUGAUGGGUAUAGCAUUGAGUGCCGGAAAAUGGACACCCAAGAAGUUGAGUUUUCCAGAAAGCUGGAGAAAGAAAAAUCUCUGCUCAACAUCAUGAUGUUGGUGCCCCAUAAAAGGUACCUGGUGUCCAUUAAAGUGCAGUCAGCCAGCAUGUCCAGCGAGGUGGUUGAAGACAGCACUAUCACAAUGAUAGACCGCCCUCCGCCUCCACCUCCACAUAUCCGUGUGAAUAAAAAAGAUGUACUCAUUAGUCAGUCUUCCAUCAACUUUACUUUCAACUGCAGCUGGUUCAGCGACACCAAUGGCGCUGUGAAAUACUUCACAGUGGUGGUGAGAGAGGCUGAUGGCAGUGAUGAGCUAAAGCCAGAACAACAGCACCCUCUGCCUUCCUACCUGGAAUACAGACACAACGCCUCCAUUCGAGUGUAUCAGACCAAUUAUUUCGCAAGCAAAUGUGCUGAAAGUCCUGACAGCAACUAUAAGAGCUUUAACAUUAAGCUUGGAGCAGAGAUGGAGAGCCUGGGUGGAAAAUGUGAUCCCAAUCAGCAAAACUUUUGUGAUGGACCACUGAAGCCACGCACUGCCUACAGAAUCAGCAUUCGGGCUUUCACACAACUGUUCGAUGAGAAUCUAAAGGAAUUCGCAAAGCCGCUCUAUUCAGACACGUUUUUCUCAUUGCCUAUCACCACUGAGUCAGAGCCCUUGUUUGGCGUCAUUGAAGGUGUGAGUGCUGCUCUGUUCCUAAUUGGCAUGUUGGUGGCUGUUGUUGCCUUAUUCAUCUGCAGACAGAAAGUGAGCCAUGGUCGAGAAAGGCCCUCUGCUCGCUUGAGCAUUCGCCGGGAUCGACCAUUAUCUGUCCACUUGAACCUGGGCCAGAAAGGUAACCGGAAAACAUCUUGCCCAAUAAAAAUAAAUCAGUUUGAAGGGCACUUUAUGAAGUUACAGGCUGACUCCAAUUACCUUCUAUCCAAGGAAUAUGAGGACUUAAAGGAUGUGGGUCGAAACCAGUCAUGUGACAUUGCACUCUUGCCAGAGAAUAGAGGAAAAAAUCGAUAUAACAAUAUUUUGCCCUAUGAUGCCUCACGGGUGAAGUUGUCUAAUGUUGAUGAUGACCCUUGCUCUGACUACAUCAAUGCCAGCUACAUUCCUGGCAACAACUUCAGAAGAGAAUACAUUGCUACUCAGGGUCCACUUCCUGGCACCAAAGAUGACUUCUGGAAAAUGGCGUGGGAACAGAACGUUCACAACAUUGUCAUGGUGACCCAGUGUGUCGAGAAAGGUCGAGUCAAGUGUGACCAUUACUGGCCAGCAGACCAGGAUUCCCUCUACUAUGGAGACCUCAUCCUGCAGAUGCUCUCAGAGUCUGUGCUGCCAGAGUGGACCAUCAGAGAGUUUAAGAUAUGCAGUGAAGAACAGCUUGAUUCACACAGACUCAUCCGCCACUUUCACUAUACCGUGUGGCCAGACCAUGGAGUCCCUGAGACCACCCAGUCCCUUAUCCAGUUUGUUAGAACCGUCAGAGAUUAUAUCAACAGAAGCCCUGGUGCUGGGCCCACGGUGGUGCACUGCAGUGCUGGUGUGGGCAGGACUGGAACAUUUAUUGCAUUGGAUCGAAUCCUCCAGCAACUAGACUCCAAAGACUCUGUGGACAUUUAUGAAGCCGUGAACGACCUAAGACUCCACAGGGUUCACAUGGUCCAGACCGAGUGCCAGUAUGUAUACCUACAUCAGUGUGUAAGAGAUGUUCUCAGAGCAAGGAAGCUACGGAGCGAACAAGAAAACCCCUUGUUUCCAAUCUAUGAAAAUGUGAAUCCAGAGUAUCACAGAGAUGCAGUCUAUUCAAGGCAUUAAGAAUGUACCCAAAGAUCUCUUGGAUAAAAACUAUUCACUGUGUGAUUGGUUAAGAAAUUUGCUUCGUGCCCUAGAAAGGUGC
Messenger RNA from Chrysochloris asiatica (Cape golden mole), 6100 nucleotides. RefSeq names its product protein tyrosine phosphatase, receptor type, B (gene PTPRB). Lineage: Eukaryota; Metazoa; Chordata; Mammalia; Afrosoricida; Chrysochloridae. Gene Ontology annotation, biological process: angiogenesis; protein dephosphorylation. Gene Ontology annotation, molecular function: cadherin binding; protein tyrosine phosphatase activity. The transcript is spliced from 32 exons. The record is from RefSeq and is a predicted model, not a curated record. Bases 25 to 6018 code for a protein of 1997 amino acids.